Ramularia collo-cygni is the source of this 333-nucleotide messenger RNA. RefSeq lists its product as uncharacterized. The record is from RefSeq and is a predicted model, not a curated record. The transcript has 3 exons. NCBI's taxonomy places the organism in Eukaryota, Fungi, Ascomycota, Dothideomycetes, Mycosphaerellales, Mycosphaerellaceae. The coding region runs from base 1 to 333 and encodes 110 amino acids.
AUGUCCAUCCUCCACAUCGUAAUGUUCCAAUUCAAACCCUCAAUCUCCACGACUCAAAUCCACAACAUCUGCACCAACAUGCUCUCCCUCUCACAAAAAUGUCUACAUCCAGAAUCCCAACAACCCUACGUCAAAUCCUAUGGGGGAGGGAAAGAUACUUCGCCUGAAGGACUCCAGGGAGGACUCACACAUGCUUUUAUUAGUGAGUUUCAAAGUGAAGAGGAUAGGACGUAUUAUCUCCAGCGAGAUCCUGCACAUUUGGCUUUUGUGGCGAGUUUGGAUGGGGUGGUGGAGCAGGUGCGCGUGAUGGAUUUUGAGAGUGGCAAGUUUUGA